Cuscuta epithymum is the source of this 2186-nucleotide messenger RNA. NCBI's taxonomy places the organism in Eukaryota, Viridiplantae, Streptophyta, Magnoliopsida, Solanales, Convolvulaceae. The record is from the annotation of a GenBank genome assembly.
AACUGGCGAACUGCAGAAACAGACAGUUUGUAGUGCUCGUAGUUUCCGCCACUUUUGUGUUCUGACGGAAAAAACCCACCGUCCUGCCGCCAUUUUCCCUUGCUUUAGAGAAGAAAAAAGGGGAAGAAGAAGAAGAAAGAGACAAAAUGGAGAGUUUGGCACUCUACUCUCCAUCUCUAGCCGUCACUUCCUUCUCUAACCACGCAUUCCGAUCCCGCUCCUCCGUUUUCCUCGCCUUCAAAUCCGCCGUCACAACAACCGCCUCCCUCCGCCACGUCUCCUCACCCGGAUUCGUUCUUCCCACUCCCAAACCUUCCCUCUUCUUCAACCCACUCUCCAAACCCAAAUCCCCUCCACCCAUUUUCCUAGCUUCCUCAUCCGGUGGGGAUACAGUAUCUACCGUCCAAAUCCCUGAACCCCAAGGUGCAAAGCUCAUUCCUUUGCUGCAAUCCGUUUCCAUCGGGCUUCUUCUCCGUUUCGCCGUCCCGAAGCCUCCGGAUGUUUCCGCACAGGCAUGGCAAUUGCUCGCCAUUUUCGUCUCCACCAUUGCCGGCCUUGUUCUCCGCCCUUUGCCGGUCGGAGCUUGGGCUUUUCUCGGGCUUACAACCUCAGUCCUAACGAAAACCUUGUCAUUCUCCUCGGCAUUUGGAGCAUUCACGAAUGAAGUCAUUUGGCUGAUAGUGAUUUCUUUCUUCUUUGCCCGUGGAUUCGUGAAGACUGGGCUGGGAGAUAGAAUUGCCACUUACUUUGUGAAGUGGUUGGGGAAGAGUACCUUAGGGUUGUCUUAUGGGUUGACCCUUAGCGAGGCAUUGAUUGCUCCGGCAAUGCCUAGCACCACUGCCCGUGCAGGGGGUAUUUUCUUGCCUAUUAUUAAAUCACUUUCGUUAUCAUCAGGGAGUGAGCCUGGGAAUCCUUCCUCGAAGAAGUUGGGGUCCUACUUGGUCCAGUCUCAGUUGCAGUCUUCUGCACACUCCAGUGCCCUUUUUCUGACAGCUGCUGCUCAAAAUUUACUGUGCCUCAAACUAGCUGAGGGGCUUGGUGUGGUGAUAUCAAACCCAUGGAUUACUUGGUUCAAGGCUGCUAGUUUACCUGCAAUUGUUUCUCUCCUGGCUACUCCAUUCAUUUUAUACAAGUUAUAUCCUCCCGAGAUCAAAGAUACACCAGAUGCCCCUGCACUGGCAGCAAAAAAAUUGGAUCUUAUGGGUCCUGUUACUGGAAACGAAUGGGCCAUGAUUGGAACAAUGCUUCUUGCUGUCUCUUUGUGGGUUUUUGGGGAUGCAGUAGGAGUAUCAAGUGUUGCUGCUGCAAUGCUUGGCCUAUCGAUUCUCUUGUUGUCAGGAGUGCUUAAUUGGGAUGACUGCUUAGCUGAAACGUCUGCUUGGGACACUCUUUCCUGGUUUGCCGUUCUAGUUGGGAUGGCGGGCCAGCUGACUAACCUGGGGAUAAUUAGUUGGAUGUCAAACUGCGUGGCAAAGGCUCUUCAAUCUUUAUCGCUGAGCUGGCCGGCUGCGUUUGCCAUACUUCAAGCCUCUUACUUCUGUAUCCACUACAUGUUUGCUAGCCAAACAGGCCAUGUGGGUGCCUUAUACUCAGCUUUCUUUGCCAUGAACUUAGCCUCAGGAGUGCCUGGCAUCUUAGCAGCGUUGGGUUUGGCUUAUAAUACAAACCUAUUCGGUGCUUUGACACAUUAUAGCAGUGGUCAAGCUGCUGUUUACUUUGGAGCUGGGUAUGUAGAUCUUCCAGAUUUGUUCAAAUUUGGAUUCAUAAUGGCUAUUGUCAGUGCAAUUAUCUGGGGAGUUGUGGGCACUUUCUGGUGGAAGUUCUUGGGCCUAUACUGAGAUGGAAUUCAUACAUACUGUCUCUGAGCUUUUCACUUCCAUCAGCAUGGAAGAGGGCACAUUGCAAUUUGCCAUUUGGUCGCCUAAAUUUAGUGUUGGGGGUCCAGUUGUUGGACAAGAUCUGAGGAUGGGAUCUUUGUACAAAUAAUAAUAAUUUAGCAUAUUUAUUCUCUAUAAUUAUGUUCAAUUAUUUUCAUUAAUGCAAUAAUGCAAUGCACAUUUACCAGUCUACCCCCAAUCUAAUAUCAUAUUGCCGCCAUGCCAUGCGUGUUUUCCCAUGUUACUUUUUUUCAUCUCCUCCAAAUUGAAUUGAUUAGGUAUGCCGUAUGCUGUAUAAUAAAGUGAAGG